CAGAGGACAGUGCGCGCCCGUGGACGUGAGCUGCUUCUGCCGCUGAAGUCGCGACCACUCCACUCCAUGUUUUGCCCUUCCCUUUUGUGCGCUCUGGCCGUUGUGGGUGUCUCAUUUCCACGUCGCUCCACUCACACUGACACAUCGACGGCGGGACAAGUUGACAUCAGCGGGCAUGCUGGCUGUCUGCGCUUAGUGCAAUCGGAACCAACGGGAGCCUCUUAUACAAGAGGGAGCUGACAAUGAGGACGUAUGCCAAGAGACGAGUGAUUUCUUUUUUCCCCAUCCUUUUUCUUUCUUUUUUUCUCAAAUGAACAACAAAAGUAUUGUUGGAGACCUCUUCCAAACACCCUUUCAAGAUUUCGUUUCCCAUCCUUGUGGAUUUAUAAUUUCUGAGAGAAAUCAUCCAGGAUUUCAUGUUGUGGUUUGCGAUGUGGAGACUGCAAGUGGUUGUCUGCUCCCUGUGGCUGAUGCUGUCCACGUCUGUCGGUGGCGAGAGCAAGGCUCGGAGCUGCAGCGAAGUUAGACAAGCGUAUCACGCCAAAGGGUUCAGUCUUGUCCAUGUACCCCACCAAGAAAUAUCAGGUGAGCACCUGCGUGUCUGUCCUCAGGGAUACACCUGCUGCACAUCUGACAUGGAAGACAAGCUCAACCAGCAGAGCAAACUGGAGUUUGAGAAGCUGGUGGAGGACAGCAGCCACAACAUGAGGGUGACGUUUGUUUCCAGUCAUAAAAAGUUUGAUGAGUUUUUCUUGGAACUCCUGGACAAUUCAGAAAGGUCUCUGAACAGCAUGUUUUCAAGGACAUUUGGGAAGCUGUAUAUGAAAAACUCAGAGGUGUUCCAGGAUCUGUUCACUGAGCUCAAGCGCUACUACACAGGGGGCAAUGUCAACCUGGAGGAAAUGCUCAAUGAUUUCUGGUCUAGACUGCUGGAGCAGAUGUUCCAGCUACUGAACUCCCAGUACCACUUCACAGACGAUUACCUGGAGUGUAUCAGUAAAUACUCAGAUCAGCUCAAGCCCUUUGGAGAUGUGCCCAGGAAACUGAAGGCUCAAGUCACAAGGGCCUUGAUUGCUGCACGGACAUUUGUCCAGGGCCUGAUGGUUGGCCGGGAAGUUGCCAACAGAGUUGCCAAGGUGAAUGUUGCUCCUGCAUGUGUUAGGGCAAUGACCAGGAUGCUGUACUGCCCAUACUGCCGAAACAUUCCUGGGCUCAAGCCCUGCCAAAACUACUGUCAAAAUGUUAUGAGAGGCUGUCUCGCAAACCAGGCUGACCUCGAUCUUGAAUGGAACACUUUUACUGAUGCUAUGUUACUGGUGGCUGAGAGACUACAGGGACCUUUUCACAUUGAUACAGUCAUUGAGCCAAUUGACAUUAAGAUCUCAGAGGCCAUUACGACCAUGCAGGACAACAAUAAGAUCCUGUCAACAAAGUUUUUUCAAAGCUGUGGUCCACCAAAACCAUCAGGAUUAGGCAGGUCUGCACGUGGAAUUUCAGACGUGUUUAGUGCUCGUUUCAGACCUUACACUCCAGAGGAAAAGCCAACCACAACCACAGAGACAAGCCUGGAUCGACUGAGGGGUGUCUGGAUGACAAUGCAACACAGUGUAAUUGACAUUAGAGAGAAAUUUCAGAUGUCCAAAAGGUUCUGGUCUAAUCUACCAGACGAUAUCUGCGGCGAUGUCAAAUUGACAGAGUCUGAUGAAGAGCAAUGUUGGAAUAGCCACACCAAGGGAAGAUAUUUCCCAGAAGUGGUGAAAGAGGGACUAACCAACCAACUGAACAACCCUGAAGUGAACUUGGACAUCACCCGGCCAGACACAUUAAUUCGCCAACAAAUAAUGGCUCUGCGAGUCAUGUCCAAUAAAUUGAAAAAUGCAUACAAUGGAAAUGAUAUCUACUUCCAAGACUCCAGUGACGAAGGCAGUACUUCUGGUAGCGGUAGCGGUUGCCCAGAUGGCUGCACCACUGAGGCUGUUGUUGCAGGAUCUGAAGCACCUGUGAUCGGAGCAGACAGAAGUGAUGUGCACACUGCAGAAGCAGGAAAGACACAAUCCCACAGACCAUCACUGCUGAUAAUGACUAUGGCCCUCAUAGCAUCAUUCUGCGCAAUUCAGUCCCGAUGGAGAUAAUAUAUGACUAUACUGCUGCGUACAGUAUGUUUAAACACGUUCUACAGCUGCUUCUUCACCAGACCUGUAGAACUUUCCGGAACCCACCCAGUUGAGAGUGGAUGACUGUGUGUGAGGACUGAAGUAAGUACAGUGCUGCAUCAUUUGUCAUCCCCAAAAGAAUGCUAGAUGACAACACUGAAUCAGCUUUCACCUCCCUGACAAAAAUGGUGGCGUUCACUCAAUGUUUGAAAGUGUAUUUUCAUGCCAGAUGACAACACACUUUUAGAGCUCAUUCGAGAAUGUGUUUUUCCUCUGAGCAACAACUCUGGAACAGAAUUUAGUUUAUCUUAUUGGCCUUUCCCCACCCUCAGCCUGAUUUAAAAACUUGGCUUUCUGUGUGCAUGUGAGGAAAUAAAGCUCUGAUAUUCUUUGUUUUUGUUUAUUUUUUGUUUGUUUUGUUUUGAUUUGUUUUGUUUUGUUUUUUUUCAAUGUAGGGUUUAGAACAGUUAUAUUGAUGAACAGUCUACACCAGUAGGUCCUAGUAUCCAUGUUGAGAUGUAUGCUUACAUCAGGUGUCUACUUUUCUUUAGCCAUCGUGUACAUGCACAUCUGCUCUUCAAAAUAGGGAUCGAGGAAUUCAAUGAGGGAAUUGCCUUGCACACUAACAAAUAAUGAACUUGAUUUGUUUUAAAGCACUAAUCAGAUUACCUUGUUUUUCACAGUCAAAAGAUGUGUCAAGUGUUUCCUUUGAUGCUAUAUCAACGUAACCAUACAUAAUUGGAGUAAAAUAACAUGUAUGUAUUGUUUAUUUGAACAUGAUUCAAAUGCAAAACAAAAGAAAGAAACAGUAGUAUGCCAUUACAGUUAAAUUGCCUGAGACAAGCUUCUCAAACAAAUCUGACUAAUUUUCUUUAUUAUGAGUUCUUAGAAGUUUGUACGCAUUCGACUAUACUGACCUUUACAAGACUUUUUCUUCUUAGGAUUUAUUUUAUUAAUAACACAACUUCCCAACAUAAAUCAGAGUUUCUGCACACUACUCACAGACCAAGCUGUCUACUUGAAAGCAAGCUGAAUGCUGAGUUAAGAACGAUAUUUGUACUCAAAGGACUAAGGUCACUCUAUACAGUCCUUUUUCUUUCAGACUUUAACCUCAAAACGAUAUAAAAACUUAAGGGCCAUGGCCAGAUUUGUGCAUGUGCAUAUUGUGUAAUUUAUGUUACCUUAGGUCACAAAAGUUCCAGACAUACAGUAUUACAGGGAUACCAAUCGAAGGGGGCAUUUGUUCAUGGUGCCAGGGCAGUGCAGAGUCAAUAUGGUGCAGUGUGUCUAAAGAUAAAUACCUGAAAAGUGAGUCUCUUUUCUCAGCAGACUUUUCCCACAGCCUUCCUCUCUAGCAAAUUAACAGCUGCUGUGAGCUUCUCAAAAGAGAUUACACGUUCCAUGUAGCGGGCAUGGAACAUUACUCCUCUCCUUGCUGCACUCCAGAGGGAGAAAAAGCACUUUCCCUCACGGUCAUUGUCCUUAAACUGUUCUUAAACACAAAUGACAAGCACAACAGAAAUGUGGCGCACCAGUUGUCCUUUCCAAUGAACAAAUAUUUGAGUGGUUAUCCAUAGAGACAACAUUUGCAGCUAAUUAAAAUAUUUGUGUUGGACUAUAUGGUUUACCAGAGAGAGUACAAAAACAAAAAAUCUUGCAGUUUAGGACACGCAGAGACGAAAAUACAUUCUGUCUUCUCGUUCUGCGCAGAAAGUAUAUUAGCAGGAGGUGACCACCAGAUUUUCAGCAAACUCACUCUGGUGCAAUUGAAUCAGGGACAAGACUCCCCAGUGUGAAACAGUAUGAUAGACGUGAGCCGUACAGAAAUAGAUGUGCUGGACAUUGCCUAGUUGGAGACAUGAAGCUCAAACUAUUUAGAAAGGUUUAUUUCUCAGCAAGUGCACCAAAUAAGAUUGGAUUGUCAGACAUUUACACUGCUGGCCAAAAGUAUUGGCACCCCUAAAAUUCUGUCAGAUAAUUACAUAAUAAUUACAAAUGCUUUGGUAGUAAUAUCCUCAUUUAUUUUGCUUGCAAUGACAAAAACACUAAAGAGAAUGGGGGAAAAAUCAUUAUCAUUUAACACAAAACUCCCAAAAUGGGCAAGACAAAAGUAUUGGCACCAUUGAAAAAUUAUGUGAUGCUUCUCUAAUUUGUGUACUUAGCAGCACCUGUUACUUACCUGUGGCACAUAACAGGUGGUGGUAAUAACUAAAUCACACUUGCAGCCAGUUAAAAUGGAUUAAAGUUGACUCAACCUCGGUCCUGUGUCCUUGUGUGUACCAUAUUGAGCAUGGAGAAAAGAAAGAAGACCAAAGAACUGUCUGAGGACUUGAGAAGCAAAAUUGUGAGGAAGCAUGGGCAAUCUCAAGUUUACAAGUCCAUCUCCAAAGACCUAAAUGUUUCUGUGUCUACCGUGCGCAGUGUCAUCAAUAAGUGUAAAGCCCACGGCACUGUGGCUAACCUCCCUAGAUGUGGACGGAAAAGAAAAAUUCACUAGAGAUUUCAAUGAAAGAUUCCGCGCAUGGUGGAUGAAGAACCUUGACUAACAUCGAAACAAGUUCAAGCUGUCCUGCAGUCUGAGGGUACAACAGUGUGAACCCGUACUAUCCGUCAGCAUCUGAAUGAAAAGGGACUCUUUGGUAGGAUACCCAGGAAGACCCCACUUCUGACCCAGAGAUGUAAAAAAGCCAGGCUGGAGUUUCCCUGAUGUUUUGGGGUUGCUUUGCUACCUCUUGCACUGGACUGCUUGACCGUGUGCAUGUCAUUAUGAAGUCUGAAGACUACCAGCAAAAGGUGGGUGUCCCUCAGAGGUGAUUGGUCUUUCAGCUGGACAAUAAUCCAAAACCCACUUCAAAAAGCACUAGAAAAUGGUUUGAGGGAAAGCACUGGAGACUUCUAAAGUGGCCAGCAAUGAGUCCAGACCUGAAUCCUAUAGAACAGCUGUGGAGAGAACUGAAAAUGCCAGUUUGGAGAAGGCACCCUUUAAAUCUCAGAGACCUGGAGCAGUUUGCCAAAGAAGAAUGGUCUAAAAUUCCAGCAGAGCAUUGUAAGAAACUCAUUGAUGGAUACCGGAAGCGGUUCUUCGCAGUUAUUUUGUCUAAAGGUUGAGCUACCAGGUAUUAGGCUGAGGGUGCCAAUACUUUUGUCCGGGCCAUUUUUGUUUUGAGUUUUGCGUAAAAUGAUAAUGAUUUUUUUAUAAUGUCUUUUUUCUUAUUAUUUCUUAUGUGUUUUUUCAUCGCAAGCAAAAUAAAUGAAGAAAUUACUACCAAAGCAUUUGUAAUUGCAAUCGUUUUCUGGGAGAAAUUGAGCAUUAUCUGACAGAAUUGCAGCGGUGCCGAUAUUUUUGGCCAGCAGUGUAGACUUCAAAAGGGUCAAUUGUUUUUUUUUUUUUUUACCUCUAUGAAAGAGUGAUAUCUUUUUGCUUUAGGGUUGCAACAACAUAUCAAUAAAAAUCAGUAUGUUAAAGUGUUAGCAAUUAAUUUAAUUUUCAAUCAAAUGAUCAGUCACCCAUUGGGUUCCAUUCUGCUGUAAAAUGCCACAGAAGCAGAGUAAAGUGUGGUAGAAAUAGAGCCAUAUGGACUGAUAGAAAAUUGUGUUGUUUUUUUUAUAGUUUGUUUUGUUUGGUUUUAAUAGCUGGGAGGGCUAACAUUGUCUAAAGCAUUUGAGCAUUUCACACUACACAAUACAAAUAACAUGUUACUUGCAAACUAAAAUGUCAGUGGUAUUGCAUCAUUUAGGAGAAAUGAGCUUUAACUACGGGGUAAGUCAAUAGUGGAUGUUGUAUUGUGGUUGGUCACUCCCAGAUGUACUGCAGUAAUAAUUCUUUAUUUACCAUUUUAAAAGCUCUUGUACAUUUAUUCAGCAAUCUGUUACAGUACUUUUCUGCGCUGCCAGUUUGUAAUAAUGUCGUGGAUUAUUAUUAUUAUUUCUUUUUUAUUUUAUUUUUUUGCAAAGGGAUAGUGGGACAUGAAGACAAGUUCUAAUUGAACUACAACCACCUGACUCCCUAAACGUCUCGUCAGCCCAGAGACAUGAUAAGCAUACUAUAAGUAUGCUUGUCCUCUACUGGCUAAUUUGAAACAUACAGGCAACGAUAAAUCCGCAAAUAAUUAAUCCUGGGGACCAAGAAUUAAAACAUCGGGCACCAAGGAUUGAUGCACAUAUAUCCCUACGAUAUAAUGAUACAAAUUUUCAUUCCAAUCCAUCCAUUAAUAACGAAGGAGAAGUUACAGUCUAUCACAAAAGUAAGUACACCCCUUGCAUUUCUGCAGAUAUUUAAGUUUAUCUUUUCAUGGGACAAC
This is a messenger RNA of Corythoichthys intestinalis (scribbled pipefish), 6454 nucleotides long. It is a transcript of the gene gpc6a, whose product is annotated as glypican 6a. The transcript has 10 exons. NCBI's taxonomy places the organism in Eukaryota, Metazoa, Chordata, Actinopteri, Syngnathiformes, Syngnathidae. Bases 417 to 2132 code for a protein of 571 amino acids. Gene Ontology annotation, biological process: cell migration; regulation of protein localization to membrane; regulation of signal transduction. The record is from RefSeq and is a predicted model, not a curated record. Gene Ontology annotation, cellular component: plasma membrane; extracellular region; synapse.